Callithrix jacchus (white-tufted-ear marmoset) is the source of this 5782-nucleotide messenger RNA. It is a transcript of the gene TCAF1, whose product is annotated as TRPM8 channel associated factor 1. Gene Ontology annotation, cellular component: plasma membrane. NCBI's taxonomy places the organism in Eukaryota, Metazoa, Chordata, Mammalia, Primates, Cebidae. Gene Ontology annotation, molecular function: transmembrane transporter binding. Gene Ontology annotation, biological process: positive regulation of protein targeting to membrane; positive regulation of anion channel activity. The record is from RefSeq and is a predicted model, not a curated record.
AGCCUGGGAGGAAGUGGGGAGGAGGGGACUCCCAUAGAAACCCCUCCUCUCCUCCUGCUCGCGUCUCCUCCCUGCUCCCAAAUCCCAGCUCUGUCGCUUGGUCACUGCGGUUCAGGGAAGCGCCUUCCCGGUGCGUCCCUCUCUGCGCCUGGCCCUGCCUGCUCCCACCUGCCCCCGUGGAAAUCGCAGGGAGACCUGAAACCAAUAGAGCCAUGGCAACUCCCUCUGCUGCCUUCGAGGCCCUUAUGAAAGGCGUGACAAGUUGGGAUGUACCCGAAGAUGCUGUUCCAUGUGAACUGCUUCUUAUUGGAGAGGCUUCAUUUCCUGUGAUGGUGAAUGACAUGGGCCAGGUCCUCAUUGCUGCCUCCUCCUAUGGCCGUGGCCGCCUGGUGGUUGUGUCCCAUGAGGACUACCUGGUGGAAGCCCAGCUCACGCCCUUUCUCCUGAAUGCGGUGGGGUGGCUUUGUUCUUCCCCUGGGGCUCCCAUUGGUGUACACCCAUCCCUGACACCUUUGGCCAAAAUCCUCGAGGGCUCUGGAGUAGAUACAAAGGUAGAGUCAGAAGUGAAGGACUCCCUUGGGGUUUACUGUAUUGAUGCCUACAAUGAAACCAUGAUGGAAAAGCUGGUCAAGUUCAUGAAACAUGGUGGCGGCUUGCUGAUAGGAGGACAAGCCUGGGAUUGGGCCAGCCAAGGUGAUGAUGAAAGGGUUCUGUUCACAUUCCCCGGGAACCUCGUGACCAGUGUGGCUGGCAUUUACUUUACUGACAACAAAGGGGACACGAGCUUCUUCAAAGUCUCCAAGAAGAUGCCCAAGAUUCCAGUGUUGGUUAGUUGUGAAGAUGACCUCUCCGAGGACAGAGAGGAGCUUCUGCAUGGGAUUUCAGAGCUGGACAUCAGCAACUCAGAUUGUUUCCCAUCCCAGCUGCUAGUGCAUGGGGCUUUAGCCUUUCCUCUAGGGUUAGAUUCCUACCAUGGCUGUGUUAUAGCGGCUGCCCGCUAUGGCCGGGGCCGGGUGGUUGUAACUGGCCAUAAGGUAUUAUUCACUGUCGGUAAACUGGGCCCCUUUCUGCUCAAUGCUGUCCGCUGGCUAGAUGGGGGCCGCAGAGGCAAGAUUGUGGUGCAGACAGAGCUGAGAACCCUGAGCGGCCUGCUUGCAGUGGGGGGCAUAGACACCAGUAUUGAGCCCAAUCUGACCAGUGAUGCAAGUGUCUAUUGCUUUGAACCUGCGAGUGAAGUGGGGGUCAAAGAACUGCAGGAGUUUGUAGCAGAGGGUGGCGGGCUGUUUGUUGGAGCCCAAGCCUGGUGGUGGGCCUUCAAGAACCCAGGAGUGUCCCCUUUGGCUCGAUUUCCAGGAAACCUCCUCCUCAACUCCUUUGGCAUUAGCAUUACAAGCCAAAGCCUCAAUCCAGGGCCCUUUCGUACUCCUAAGGCAGGGAUAAGGACCUAUCACUUCCGCUCCACCUUGGCCGAGUUCCAGGUUAUAAUGGGCAGGAAGAGAGGAAAUGUAGAAAAGGGCUGGUUGGCAAAGCUGGGACCAGAUGGUGCAGCUUUCCUGCAGAUUCCUGCAGAAGAGAUCCCUGCCUACAUGUCAGUGCAUCGACUCCUGAGGAAGCUGCUAAGUCGAUACCGGCUCCCAGUAGCAACCCGAGAGAACCCUGUUAUCAAUGACUGCUGCAGGGGUGCUAUGCUUUCCCUGGCCACAGGGCUGGCCCACUCUGGAAGUGACCUCUCUCUGUUAGUCCCAGAAAUUGAAGAUAUGUACAGCAGCCCCUAUCUGCGCCCCUCGGAAUCUCCUAUCACUGUCGAGGUCAACUGCACCAAUCCAGGUACCAGAUAUUGCUGGAUGAGUACUGGGCUCUACAUACCUGGAAGGCAAAUUAUAGAAGUCUCAUUGCCUGAAGCUGCUGCCUCUGCUGACCUGAAGAUACAGAUUGGCUGCCACACAGAUGACCUGACCAGGGCCAGCAAGCUUUUCCGAGGCCCACUCGUGAUUAACCGGUGCUGCUUGGACAAACCCACAAAAUCGAUCACAUGCCUCUGGAGUGGACUCCUCUAUAUAAUUGUACCUCAGAACAGCAAACUGGGUUCUGUGUCCAUCACCGUGAAGGGGGCUGUGCAUGCUCCAUACUACAAGCUGGGGGAGACAACCCUGGAGGAGUGGAAGAGGCGUAUCCAGGAGAAUCCAGGGCCCUGGGGAGAGCUGGCCACAGACAACAUCAUUCUGACUGUGCCAACUGCAAAUCUUCGUACUCUGGAGAACCCUGAACCACUGCUCCGCCUCUGGGACGAGGUGAUGCAGGCUGUGGCGCGACUGGGAGCAGAGCCCUUCCCUUUGCGUCUGCCACAGAGGAUUGUUGCUGACGUGCAGAUCUCAGUGGGCUGGAUGCAUGCAGGGUACCCCAUCAUGUGCCAUCUGGAGUCAGUGCAGGAGCUCAUCAGUGAAAAGCUCAUCAGAACCAAGGGGCUGUGGGGCCCUGUCCACGAGCUGGGCCGCAACCAGCAGCGGCAGGAGUGGGAGUUCCCACCACACACCACCGAGGCCACCUGCAACCUGUGGUGUGUGUAUGUGCAUGAGACGGUGUUGGGCAUUCCUCGAAGCCGUGCCAAUAUUGCUCUGUGGCCCCCAGUUCGGGAGAAAAGAGUCAGAAUCUACCUGAGCAAGGGUCCCAAUGUGAAAAAUUGGAAUGCGUGGACUGCACUAGAAACAUAUUUACAGCUACAGGAAGCCUUUGGUUGGGAGCCAUUCAUCCGUCUCUUCACUGAGUAUAGGAACCAGACCAACUUGCCCACAGACAACGUUGACAAAAUGAAUCUGUGGGUCAAGAUGUUCUCCCACCAAGUGCAGAAGAAUCUGGCUCCCUUCUUUGAGGCCUGGGCCUGGCCUAUCCAGAAGGAAGUGGCUACCAGCCUGGCCUAUCUGCCUGAAUGGAAGGAAAAUAUUAUGAAAUUGUACCUCCUCACACAGAUGCCCCACUGAAGUUGAAGUCAAGAAAUGUAAAAAAGGAAUGGACACAUCUCAGAAAAGAAAACUGAUGGGAUUUGGUUAUAAGUGGAGAAGAUCUCAGCACAUUUCUGGAAGAGGGAAAGUGAAUGAAGCAUGAUAAUGGAAGUGAAAACCUUUCAGAUAGACUAUAAGCUGAUCUGAACAUAACCCCACAGAGACUUGAGCACCUGAAAAGUUUGUCUACUGAAGAAUUAGCCCAGUUGUAAAAUUGAGCCCUAUCCUACCCUCCCCCAACUCUUAGGCACAGAACACGGGCAGUCUCCACUAUUGAUACCAGUUAAAAACUUCUUGUUGUUGUUGCUGUUGUUGUUUGUACAAAGGAAUUGAACAAACUGCCUGUAGAGAGGUAAGAGUUGGUGCUCCAGAAUGAAAUUUCUCUUCUAGUGGAAAGAAGUGCCCCUUCCCCCAGCCAGUCAGUGAAUUCUCUACUGACAAUUGAAAGCUCCUACUGAAGUGCUGUUGCCUUCAGGUAUAGAAUGGGUUUCCUGAAGAAACAGACCUAACCAUACAACAGCAGAGGAAACUCACACCAGCUGCUAGAGAAGUCAUCAAUUACGUUGAUUCUUAAAUGGGAACGGUGAGCUGGAAAUUCCCAGACACGGGUGGUGGGGAGGGAAAAGAAUAAGAGAAAUCACCAGGUAGAAUUAGGGGCCUUGAAAAUAUAACAAACUUUGAAGGAAACAAAUACAAUGUGGAAAAAAUAACUUAAUUUUAAUUCUAUCUUCAGAGAGAUUUGAAGUAUAUUUAUAAGAUGAAAACAGGAUACUACAAAAAAAAAAAAAAAAAAAAAAAAAAAAAAAACUCAGGAGUUUGAGACCAGCCUAGGAAAGAUGGCAACACCCUGUCUGUACAGAAUACUUGUAAAAAUUGGUCAAGCACGGUGGCAUGUGCCUGUGGUCCUAACUACUUGGGAGGCUGAGGUGGGAAGAUCACUUGAGCCCAGGAGUUCAGGGCUGUAGUGAGCCAUGAUGGUGCCACUGCACUCCAGCCUGGGGGGCAGAUUGAGACCCCGUCUCUUAAAAAGAAAGAAAAGAAAAGAAAGAGAAAACUGAGAAUAAGAAGAGCUAUUCGAAAAUAAAAUAAGAAUGCUAAAAGGAUUCGGUGUACAACCUGGAAAAUAAAGUUGAGAGAAUCUCCCCAGAUAAAGAACAAAAAGAUAGAAAAUAUAAAGAAAGAAAAGAGACAUAGACAAUCAAUAUAUAAUAUUAGGAGUUCCUGGAAAAGAGGACGUAGACAAUGUAGGUGAAGAAAUAAAAAGAAUUGAAGAACAGAGCAAGCUAAGUCUCCAGAUUGAGAGGGCCCAAUACAAUAUACAUGCAGACAGAAUUUUGUAAAAUUUUCGAAUAUUAAGCAUAGAAGGAGGAUAUUAAAGUGGCCAGGGAGAAUGCAAAUGAGGUCAUCACAAUUAGCUCAACAACAACAAAAAAAAUGGGUGAGAAAUAGACUGCUAACAGAUUUGUCAUCAGCAAAAGUGAAUGCCAGAAGUCAAUGGAUCAACAUCUUCACAUAGCUUAUAGAAAAUUUUGUACCUAGAAUUUUAUAGUAAGGCAAACUGUCAAGAAUAUCUAAGUGAAGACAUUUUCUGACAGACAAAUUUUCAGAAAGUCUACCUCCUUUGCACCCUUACUGGGGAAGUAUCUUGAGGAAGUUCUUCAGCAAAAUGAGGAUGAAAACCAGGAAGGAAGAAAUGGUAUCCAUAAAACAGUGGACGUUACUUAGGAUGUCUCAUUCUAGAAUGAUAAUUAUCCAAAAGGAUUUCUUACUCUAGUAGAGUAAGACAUCCUAAGUAAGUUGCCCAAGACAAUGUGCUCUCAUGUGAAAUUAGUCUAUCCAUCAGACUAGCUCAACAACAACAAAAAAUUUGGGCUUUCUGGGAAUAAUGUCCAUUCAGUACCAUAGAUGGUAUCACUAAAGAGCUGGAAUGCUUGAGAAGAAGAUUUAGUCAAGAAAAAAAGACAAAUCAACAAUAUGUCAAAAAAUUUAGCUCCAAUUGUAGAGCAAAAGAAAAUGAGACAUGAUUUUGAGUUAUUCAUGAAAAAGAAGAAGAGGCUUGAUAGGUACAUUUCCUUUUCUAUGGUACAGGCAUGAUAACAUUGGGUGUGUAGGGAAGAAAAUAUCCUGGCUUGUACUAGGCUCUCAGUUAGAAGCAUUUAAAUUGCCAAAAUAAUGUCAAUACCAUUUGUUAGUAUUUAGUGUUCAGAUCAGCCUAUUGACAAUGUAUGAAAGACUUCAUUUUUUAUAUUCAGAACUGAAGUUGAAAGUAAUGCUGACAAAGAAAAAGCAAAAGCAGAGAUUGAGAAUUGGAGGAAGAGUGGGGGAAUGAAAGGUAGAAAUACUUACAUAUUCAAAGUGGGGAUGAAAAGAUAUUCAGUUAAUGGAACAAGAACUAGAGGAUUAGUAUAUCGUUCAAAGCUAUAAAUCAAUAGAUGUAUUAAAAAGUGACGUAACUAGCAAACAUUUGGAGACAGAUGGACAAAGGAAAGUGACGAUAGUGUAAGUUAAAUACUUAUCUUUUGUAAUGGGGAAUUAUUAAAGAUCGUGUAAAGUCAGUAAGUCAAAUUAUUGUUCAAACAUAUUAUUUAAAGUUAGAAAGGUAGUUACCAGAUAAUCUAAAAUAAAUAUCGUUAAAUACAUUUCCUCUAGUAAAUGGGACUAGAUUUCAAAACGGUGGGAUGGGAAACUGUGUUUUUCAUUUUAAGUCCUUCUGUACUAUUUAAUUUUUUACCUUGUGCAUGUAUUAAUUCAAAAAAAUUUUAAUAAACUCAAAUAAAAAUCUU